CCACUUGUUUUCUUUUGGCCAGUAAAAAUUUCCUUUUUUUUAACUUUUUGUCCACCCCUCAUCUGCGUCUACAGUUGCAGAAAGAGAGAGAGAGAGACCCUUCAAAAAUGUCCUGCGUCUGCAUUGCAAUAAAUACAUUUCUUUGACUCUCCAGUGUUCCCAAGCUUUCAGCGUUUUCCUCAAGAAACAAUCCCCCCCUCCCCCGGCCCUGAGCUGUCCCUUCACUCUCUCUACCCCCUCUCUCUUUCUCCUGCUUUAUAUAGAUUAAGACCUCCACCCACCAUUGUUGCAUGCCCCGUGAUCGCAGCUUCGGUGACAAAAAUCCACAAUGCCUUCUCCAGUUUAGCGCGCUUCUGAUUGCAAACUCGAUUGAAAGCUUGAAUCUUUUCAAAUGGGUUGCUGUUUAAGCACCGCCGCCGCCGGAAAGUCCUCCGCUUUAGGUCCUCAGAAGCACCGGCAUUCAUUGGUGGGCAGUGAAGAGUUAAGAUCUGGCGCCGUCCGCGAGAGUAGAGCACCGCCGCCAGUAGAUGAAGAGACAGUGAAAGAAGUGCUGUCGGAGACACCGAAACCCAAAACCAAACCUCCACCGCAGUCUUCGCCGCCGCCGCUGUUCGAACACGAGCCAGUACUAGAUCGAGAUCAGGAAAAAAGAGCAGCUUCCGACGAAGAAGAGCUACCAGUGUUCGUUUCGUUGAAAACUAAACUCGACCCAGAAAAGAUUGAGCAGAAAAUACCCAUUAGCAACAACAAUGGCGGCGGCGGAGGAGAGAUCUCGGAGGUGUCGGAGAUUUGCAGCCUGAGCGAGAGCAUGUCGGCCACCACCGUCACCAGAGACGACGACGAAGAGGUUCAUCAGAGGUUAGUCAACAGGUCGCCGAUGAAAUUACGACAAAACCGGGACUCUUCAAUGGGUCAAAGGAGAGACCGGGUUGUGGGUAAGUCACCGACUCGGAGAACGGAAUCCUCUCCGGGUCGGAGAUAUGGGCCAAAUGGUGCUGGGUCAGUGAGGUUGGUUCAGAGCAGAGAACCGGGCCCGGGUCAGCAGCCAAUGUCCAGGCGUGGGCCGAGAACCGAGUCCAACCGGUGUGAUCCGGGCGAGAGUUCCGGUCGGAGGUCUAGGUCACCCGCCAUGAGGAUUACGGACGGCGGUGGGGUUAAUAGGACCAAUGCAGGUCGGAGCCCCUCGCCCAGAAGAUCCGGAAAGUAUCCGACUCGAACUGCAAUUGGUCCAAUUGAGAGUUCGAGCUCUGGUCCGACCCGGAGAGUGGCGGAGGAGCCCAACAAGGAGGGUACGUGGCCCACUACCAAUGAGUCUCUCGACAAUCCGCAUGUUUCCUUGGAGUGCUUUAUUUUCCUAUAAGGUGCAACGCCGUCGAUGUUACAGAAAUAAUAUUUCAAGUCAAUUAUGUAUUUAAAUUAACUGAUAACGUUACAACGCCUCGGCACUGAAGUUCUUAAGUUACUCUCCUAAAUUUGGACCUCCAUCUCUUUUUUGGGUUUAGAACAUAGAAGCUAGAAACCCUAGUGUACGUCUUUGCUUUCAUGGAUUUUCAGUAUAUGUAAAUAACUGUGAUGUGAAUGGGCAAUAUGGGAAUUUGGGGUACGAUAUAGUGAUGUAAGAAAUGAAGUUCCUGACUGAAGUGGGCAGAAGGAGAUUUGAUUUACCU
Molecule: messenger RNA, 1667 nt
Organism: Pyrus x bretschneideri (Chinese white pear)
Lineage: Eukaryota; Viridiplantae; Streptophyta; Magnoliopsida; Rosales; Rosaceae
Product: serine/arginine repetitive matrix protein 1-like
Exons: 1
Coding region: 392-1360 (322 amino acids)
Source: RefSeq, a predicted model, not a curated record